CCCACGGCAGGGAGGCGGCCGGGGGCGGUGGCGAAGCGGAGCGGUGGUGCUGUCGGUGUUGGAUCUGUCUUUUCCUCCGUCCUUCCCUCCCUGGAUGCGCUCUGCCCGGGAGCGGAGCGGGCGGCAUGGGCUGCGCGGCGCUGAGCAUCGCGGUGACGCUGCUCGGAUGCUUCUCCGCGGCAUCCAGCACACGUCCGGAGUGCAGCAUCAUGCAGGAGAUUGAAGAGGAACGCAGCCAGUGCUUGGCAGAGCUUACUGGGGAUAACCAGACGUCAGGUUGCAGAAGGCAAUGGGACAACAUCACAUGCUGGCCUGAAGCAGAGGUGGGAGAAGUUGUGGUACGGCCGUGCCCAAAGUACUUAAGAUUCCUCACCACUUUUCUCGGGAAUGUGACCAGGAAUUGUACAAGCCAGGGCUGGACGGAUGUGUACCCUGCACCAUAUGCUGUAGCAUGUGGAUAUGAUACUAACAGUACUCCAGUGGAAGAGCAAACGGCGUUCUAUGGCACAGUCAAGACCGGCUACACCAUUGGACAUACCUUAUCGCUCAUUGCUCUCACAGCUGCUAUGAUCAUUUUAUGUCUCUUCAGAAAACUACACUGCACUCGAAAUUAUAUUCAUAUGCACCUCUUCAUGUCCUUCAUAAUGAGAGCCAUUGCAGUCUUUAUAAAAGAUGUCAUCCUAUUUGAAAGUGGAGAACCUGAACACUGCUUUGUGAGUUCAGUAGGCUGCAAAGCCAUGAUGGUUUUCUUCCAGUACUGCAUCAUGGCCAACUUCUUCUGGCUCCUGGUGGAAGGGUUGUAUCUUCAUACCCUGUUGGUCAUCUCCUUCUUUUCAGAGAGGAAGUAUUUCUGGUGGUACAUCUUGAUUGGCUGGGGUGCCCCCUCUGUGUUCAUUACUGCUUGGACUAUCGUCAGGAUCUACUUUUUCGAUGUCGGGUGCUGGGAGGAAAUAGUGGAAUCCCCAUUUUGGUGGAUCAUUAAAACUCCUAUUUUGGUGUCUAUUUUGGUGAACUUUAUUCUCUUCAUUUGCAUCAUCCGUAUCUUAGUCCAGAAGUUGCAUUCCCCAGAUGUAGGACACAAUGAAACCAGCCAAUAUUCGAGGCUGGCCAAGUCCACCUUGCUGCUGAUCCCUCUCUUUGGCAUUCACUACAUCAUGUUUGCGUUUUUCCCUGACAAUUUCAAAGCAGAAGUUAAGCUGGUCUUUGAGCUUGUGGUUGGGUCAUUCCAGGGAUUUGUGGUGGCUGUUCUGUACUGUUUUCUCAAUGGGGAGGUCCAAGCUGAACUCAAGAGAAAGUGGCGGAGGUGGCAUCUGGAGCGGUUCCUGGGCUCAGACAUGAAGUAUCACCACCCUUCUUUAGGCAGCAAUGGCACAAACUUCAGCACCCAGAUCUCCAUGCUGACCAAGUGCUCACCAAAGACACGCCGGUGCUCUGGCUUCCAGGCUGAAUUUUCUCUGGUGUGAUGAAGAAUCGUGCUCUGAGCACUGAGCAUCCAAGAGAGAAACUGAGAGACAGAAGGAUCCCCAGGAAUCAGCGAUGCGAUGACAAACCCUUGUGAAAUGACAUGCUUCACAUGAGCCAACAGAGGACACAAAACUGGAAAAGCCACUGGCAUCCAGAACAAGAUCAGACAAGCCAAGAGGCAGAGAAAUACUUUUCCUCUCCCUCUUUUCAGACUUCUCACUCUUAAGUCUCAAGCUCUCAGGGGUUGAUAACUCUGAGUAAAGAUCUCAGUCACCUGAGGAGAGCCUGGCAGAACCUGAUGUGUCAUAAAUAAUGAAGUAUGGGGCGUAAGGGAGGGGAGACCCUGAAUCCUCGGUGGCUUUACCAGAACCGGCAUCUCUGAAACACAUAAAUUGCACUUUUUCAAAAAUGAGCCAGUAAAGGAGAGAGGAAGGCAAGAAGCAGGAAAUAAAAUGCCAAACAUACGAAUGUGCCAAAAGACCUGUUGAUAAGAGGUGUUGAUAAGGCACCGAAGACAGAGUCAGGGACACAUAGGGGAAGGAACAGGAGGAACAUGAGCAGGAAGGGGAGAGGCCAGCGCACAGCCCUUUCCUCUGCAUUUUGCAUGUGUGAAGACAAAGCUGCAACACCAGGAAAGCCCUUGGAGGACACCCUAGUGCUGCAGUGUGCUCUGCUAAUUGCCCACCAUCCUUGUAAGCAAAAGCUUUCCAAGCACCCUUGGGUGCCACCUGGAAAAGCAGGUUGCUGAGAAGGAACAGCGUGAAUGCCCUUCUCUGCUCUAUGUCCAUGACAUCAUGUUCUAUUUGAUUGUUUUUAAUUAAUAGAAAAUUCAAUUUGCAUGUAUAAAAAACAGGUACAGAUGCCAAAAGUGGAGCAUGACCGUGUUUUUCAUUCUUUUUAAGUUCAACCAUAGAUCUUGGUGCAUUAACACACCCAGGAUCGUUAGGGAUGAGGGGAAAACAAUUGGUCUGUAAUUCGUUUGCACUUGCUUAGCAAACACUCCAGGAAAGGGAGAUGUAGAACCCUGUAAUCCUUAUUUGAAUCAGACCCACCAUAAGGAGUCACUUUCCAGGUGAAAAAAUUAGCAUCACAGCAGCAAGCAGAAUUGCUCUUAGCUCUUUAAGACGUGCAUGUGUAUUUUAUCUCUUUUCCAACGGCCUAAUAGUUUCCAUAUAGGGAAUUUGAAGAACGCACACGGAUCCUAUUAAAACCAAGGCAAUAGUUAUUGUUUUAAUUUCUUUUCUUGGCAAAAGGGCAAAGGAGAAGGGUGAAACCAAGUCUUACUCAGACAUGCCAGGCUGGCCACUUGCAGGGCAUGACGUGCAGCUCACACGCUGGGUACUGGGUACUGCAUUUGAGACAAUCCCCACAAUCCCAAACUCGCUCAGAAGAUAAAAAACACAAGGAUGUGGAUGUUCACAUCAGUAUCCCACCCACCUGCAUGGAAUGGAAUUGCAUCAAUUUUACAUCAGACAUGGGAAAUCCCUGCCCAGCUCAGGUAUACACUUAGUAAUUGGGCUGUGUCAUCAUAACUUGUGAUAACACUGUCCUCGUGAGGGAGAAUCUGGGUCACCGGUUCACGUACAUGGAAAGGAAGGUGGACUUCUCUUUCAGAGAUCUCAACCAUCAGGUACUAACAUCACUUAUUUAUCUUCAGAAUGAAGUAUAGUUCACUGAAUGGAAGCAUUUUUAACUUUGUGCAUUCGUUUGGGGUUUUUUUUUUCUUCCUUUAAGCAUCCAUGAUUCACUGCCAACAAACCACACUGAGCCCAGGAGGAGAGCUGCAGAUCUGGACAACCAAUUCCUUUUUCAGUUAUGAGAGGGUGGUUGUCCAUGCUGUACCCUCCCCAGAACUAUGCCUGUUAUCCUCUCAGCUCAGUGCUUCCAAAGUCUCCACAUGCAGGAGUGAGAACAGCAUAAAGGACUGAUCAGUAAGCAUCAUGAGAUGUUCUGAUACAACGACCCUGGAGGGUAGACAUACACCUAUGACUUCCCCGUGAGCUAGCUCAGAUGCUGCCACAGUGUAACCAUGGCUACCCAGCCCCCAAAACCGAAGAGGACAGGUUGAUAUUUGUGGAGGUAAUUAUUAUGAGAUCCAUGGUCCUAGAAUUAAAGUGCUGACAUGGCCCCAGGCUAGCCAGGUUCAAACAAUCUUUGCUAUGGCUACGCUACAUUGAAACCAUAUCAUUAGCAGUUAGAAUCCAACACUGACAUGCCAAAAUCUUCUCUUAGCAGCUCUUUUAAUUUCCAAAGUCCAGAGAAACAAAGAGGAUGCUUAAAAUGUCCCUGUAUUGUUUGCAGUGAAGCCCAUAAGCCCUGACCCCAGGAACAAGGUCCUCAGAGGCAAGGAUUCUCUUUUUGUUUGGUGCUGGUGCUAAUGAGUGCUUUCAAGCCAAGACUAAGACCCAUACAGAAGAAAAUAGAGAAGUCCCACCAGUAUAUUCUCCUGCCUGAUUCAAAACAAGUAUUUGCAGUUCACCAGGUGAAUGACUAGCUGCAAGUAAGCUCAGACAAAGCAAGGGCAAGCUCUUUCUCAGCUUCCAAGCUGUUCCACUUGGUGUAAAAUGCUUCUUCUCACUGGGUCAGAAUUUGGAAGCAACAUCAAUCUGAUAAAGAUUUGAUUCAAUAAGCUGCAAAGCCAUUCACCCUCUUCAUCAGACACCGUAGCUAUCUAUGCCCUGCAAAACUGAUGGGCUGCAGAGGAGCACUGCCCAAUCUUGUUAAUGUUUCCACUGAGGUGCCUAAGAUGUGAACUUUAAGCCCAGAUCCCAGACAAGUUUGGGAUCCCAGAAAAGUUUGAACACAGAGCUGUUGAGCAUAAGUGAUGCACCGUUAACAGCAACCUCUGUUGUGAGGGUGAGAAGCCUUCCCAUCUGUUUUUGCUCCUUGCUGGAUUAGAUAGUCAAUGUCUGUAAGCCAUGAGCAGCGAGACACUUUGUUUAUUUUCAUUCUAUUGUUCUUCACUUUCCAUCUCCCUGAGCCUCAACUUCAUUUGCAGGAGGACCUUCUGCUUUGUAUUUACAGCUUCACUUCCAUUUCAGCCCUUUUCUAACCUGUGCCAGCAUUAACCAUACACGAAAAGCAGCAGGAAUAGGCUCACUUUUUGGAGACCCAAAAGGGAAAAAUUUGGCUAUUUUUUACCCAGGCCACAGGGCUUUCUGUAGCCCUUAAGCUGCACCACCAAUUAUUCUGCACAGGAAUCUUAAAACAGGACAUUAAACUGAGGGGCUGUUUCAGAAAACACUGACUACAUUAACAUGCCAGGAACAGUGCCCUCAGGCAUCACCGAACAUCCAUCGACAUCAUCAUUAUGCCAUCAAGGGUCUUUGAGAGAUUAAAUCAAUGUGCUGAAUAUACCUGCUGUGACAGGCAUGACAAUAUUAGUGAUGCAGGCUGUGCAGAGCUGCCAGCCCAGCUGUGUUGGCCUCAUAUUUCAGGAGAAUAGAAGAGUCAGUGGUGAAAUCAGAGCUUUUUCACUCUUUUCACAUCAAGUGAAUGAUGACAUUCGGAUCAGGUCCUCAUUUAAGCAGCUUAAGUGCAGGAAUUUGGCCCGAAAGCUUGGCUUCUUCUACCCUGUUUUUCAUCCACCUCGUCAGUAAAUACGACUUCAAGGACUUCAAUGCAGUCCCAAAUGACAGCCUGAACUCUGUUGUCCUGAACCCAUGCAGAAUACAGGAUGCAGUGCUCAGAGCUGCUGCUGUUGCUCUUUAUCGGGGGGUGAAGGGACAGGGUGAGGGUAAUGGUUUUAAGCUGAAAGAGGGGAGAUUUAGUUUGGAUAUUAAGAAGGAUUUUUUUACUGUAAGGGUGAUGAGGCAGUGGCACGGGUUGUCCAGAGAAGUCAUGAAUACCCCAUUCCUGGAGAUAGUCAAGGCCAGGUUGGAUAAGGCGUUAAGCAACUUGAAGCAGUGGAAGGUGUCCCUGCCCAAGGCAGGGGGGUUGGAGCUGAGUGACCUUUGAGGUCCCUUCCAAGCCAAACUAUUGCAUGAUUCUUUGAUGCUAUGAAAGCAUCUGUCUGACCCCCUUAACUCUGAUGUAAGACAGAAAUGACUCCAGCGAAGGCAACUGUGUAAAUUUUCUGCAAAAUAAGAGUCAUAUCUGGAUAUGUUGGGCUCUUAGAUAUGUUUGAGGAUCAUUAAUUGAGACUCAAAAUCUAUAAAGAAAUCAAGACAAAUUCUGAUCCUGCUUGCACCAAUUAGUUCACUUCAGCGACUCCUGAAAUACAGCAGCAGGAAAAUGAAAUUUACCUUUAAAGUAAUUCCUCUGUCUUCAGCCUGGAACUGUUUGCUCCCUUUUUGUACCUGAGCAACAUUUAACACCUCAUGUUAAUUAGUUACUCUAUUUCAGUGAUUAUUAAACAAUUAUUAAUAAGGACGGAACAAUUAAAAUACAAAAAUGAAUUUAUUUUCUCAAGGUCUAGAGCUACAGGGUUCAAUGCUAACAUCACACUACAGAGAUUUCUAUUCAUCUGGG
Molecule: messenger RNA, 5934 nt
Organism: Cuculus canorus (common cuckoo)
Lineage: Eukaryota; Metazoa; Chordata; Aves; Cuculiformes; Cuculidae
Product: vasoactive intestinal polypeptide receptor
Exons: 13
Coding region: 126-1463 (445 amino acids)
Biological process (GO): adenylate cyclase-modulating G protein-coupled receptor signaling pathway; cell surface receptor signaling pathway
Cellular component (GO): plasma membrane
Molecular function (GO): G protein-coupled peptide receptor activity; vasoactive intestinal polypeptide receptor activity; peptide hormone binding
Source: RefSeq, a predicted model, not a curated record